Molecule: messenger RNA, 2644 nt
Organism: Bacillus rossius redtenbacheri
Lineage: Eukaryota; Metazoa; Arthropoda; Insecta; Phasmatodea; Bacillidae
Product: short-chain dehydrogenase/reductase family 9C member 7-like
Exons: 8
Coding region: 9-1100 (363 amino acids)
Biological process (GO): steroid metabolic process
Cellular component (GO): intracellular membrane-bounded organelle
Molecular function (GO): oxidoreductase activity
Source: RefSeq, a predicted model, not a curated record
GCUGGAGGAUGGACUACAGCUGGUCCUUGUUCCUCGCGCUGGCCGCGGCUGUCUUCGGCUCCCUCAAAGGGCUGACGGCGAUCAUGUUCCCCGGCUUGUUCGUGGACCUGGGGUUCUGCCUGCUGUCUGUGGUGUUGGCUGACCUGCUCGUCAAGCUAUUGGUCAACACGGUCCCAAGGAGGCUGCUGCCAGGCCUCGGCGACAGGGCCGUGCUGAUCACAGGCUGCGACUCGGGGUUCGGCCAGCUGUGCGCGCGGCGCCUGGACGCGCUGGGGGCGCCCGUGCUGGCCGGCUGCCUGCGCCCCGACGGCGAGGGCGCCGCGACGCUGCGCGCCUCCUGCUCGCCGCGCCUCACCGUGCUGCCGCUGGACGUCACGAACGAGCGGCAGGUGGGAGACGCCGUGCGCCUCGCCGAGCACGUCCUCCAGGGCAGAGGAUUGUGGGCGGUUAUCAACAAUGCCGGGAUCGGAGCUGUUGGGGAAGUUGACUGGAGUCGAGUGGAACUGCUCCAACAGGUGAUGGACGUGAAUGCAAUCGGAGUCGUGCGAGUGACAAAAGCCUUCCUGCCGAUGAUAAAGCGAUCGAAAGGAAGAAUAGUUUGCUUGAGCAGUCAAGCGGGAAGUUUUCCCACUUUCGGGAUGUCUUACUAUGCAAUGUCGAAGUCUGCUGUUCAAGCAUUUGUGGAGUCCUUGAGGAGGGAAAUGAGGAAGUGGUCAGUCUCUGUACACGGAAUCGAACCAUCUGUCUUCAAGACGGCCAUAACUUCAAGUAAGAACAUUGAUAACAUGUUAACAGAAACUUGGAAGAGUUGUCCAAAAGACACGCAAUCUGCUUAUGGAGAAGAAUAUAUCAAAACUUGUGAGGAAAAAUUAAACUCAUCGAGAGAUCUGUUUAUAUCUGACAGGCUGCACGUAGUUGUUGACGACAUGGUGGAUGCUGCCCUGGGCCUCACGCCUAAGAUGAUAUAUGUGCCUGGACUUUUUCAACAGUUUCUUACAUGGGGGAUAAACACACUUCCUCGAACAUUUCUGGACUUAAUUCACGAUCUCGUUCUGCAGAUGAAAAAGAAACCAGCAGCUCUGGAAACAGCAAACAAGUGAUCGCGCAACUCAGUUUAGUUCAUUGAAAAUUUAUCCUCAAUAUUGCAAGAUAAUUCAUCUGAAAGAAGAAUAUUUUUAUUUUUAGACAUUAACACAACCAGAUGCAUUUGUGUAUUUAUAAAGAGCACUUACGAAACAAAAAAAAAAAAAAAUUGUUUUAAUGUACAUUAACAGCAGAGUUUUCGUUAUUUUAUAAUGUAAUAUAUUUACUUUGAAUAUUAAAAAAAUAGAUAAAAUGUAUAUUUUCUGUGCUGUAUUGAGAAUUCUAAUGUUUAUGUGUGCACGACGCUGUUAAGCCCUUAAAAUGUUUUAAAAAUUAUUCCUGAAAGAUAGGCAACACUUCUGGCGUAGCAGCGUUAUUGGCAACGUCGCAUUUAGCGCUUUCUACCACAGGAAAUACACAAUGAUGAGAACAGCUAAGAAAGCGCGGUAGUAAAACACUGGUCUCACAUUAGGUAGGAUGCAUAUCCUUAAUAUGAUUUCGGUUUUACAUUGUGCACCGAAAUUGUUCCAGGAACAAAUUUUUCUUCUGUUUUUGUUUUACUUACAGGCAUUCAUUUACUACUUUGAGCAGUGUUGAGUGAGCAUACGAAGCUCUGAAUGACUAGGCACCAAAUUCUACUGACAACGUGACUGUAGCAACAAACAUUAUCAAAAUUCUACUACCCUAAUCCCGUUUACAAACUACAAAGUACAAACUUAGUGACAUUUGAAAAUUUCGUUUCUAGAACAAAAGAAGAACUAAAUCACUCUUGCAAUCGAACACAGUCCCAAUGUUUAGUCCUUGAAGCUCACCAUCACAGUGUGCUGGCAAUAUCAGUUAAGCGUUAUCUGAUACCACUGACGUUAAAAAUGAGAUGAAGUUUGUUUAUUUUUCAACAUUGUAUUUCUUCACUUGCCGCACGUAUAAAUGUCUCAUCUUGCUAAGCGAGGUGGUACUGUGUUAGCACACUGGAAUAUCGUUCCACGGGACUCGGUUUCAAAUCUUGGCGAGGCCAUUCUGGCUGCUGUUUUAUCCACGGUUUCCUGAUGUCACAAUCUACAAAGAGCCACGGUUGAUUUCUCUUCUACAAUUCCUGUGAUGUGUGUCCCUCUCUAUCGACUGGAUGUAGAACAACACAAAAUUAAUUUAAUGUAAGUAAAAUAAAGAGGCCUACGUAAGAAGGCAUCUUGAUGAUCAAAAUAAAAUAUAUUAUGUAAUUUUAUUCUUGCACAGUAGAGGUGGCGGUAUGGGACCAAAGGCGAAUACAGGAUUGUGUUGGUGUGAGAGCAUUGUGCUCCAAGUUAGUUUUGAAGUGUUUAUAGUUGCAGCUAGUUGGAAAAGUAAAUAUAUGUUUAAUUUUUAAAAAAAUGGGAUUCGUAAUAUAAGUUGGUUCGCAACUUCGUACAAACAAAAAUCGAUCGUGAGUCCAUGUGAUAUUUGUUAUUUUUUUUACACAGCUAUCUUUUAAGCCGGGUUUAUUAACUUCGCGAGGAACGCAAAAAACACAAGACGCUAAAAAGUAAAACAGCGACGAUUUCAAAAAUUACCGCAACCAUCGGUA